ACUUGAAAUCCACAACUUCAGUUUUCGCUAUUCUGCAAUCUUUCAGCUCAAUCCUCUACCUUAAUCAUGCCUAAAGCAGAGUCCAAGACCCGUGGCAAGAAGGGCAAGGCCGACGGCGGCAAGAAGAAGAAGGAUCCCAACGCACCCAAGCGUGGUCUCUCCGCCUACAUGUUCUUCGCCAACGAGCAGCGCGAGAAGGUCCGUGAGGAGAACCCCGGCAUCAAGUUCGGCGAGGUUGGCAAGAUGCUUGGUGAGAGGUGGAAGGCUCUCUCCGAGAAGCAGCGUACUCCUUAUGAGGCCAAGGCUGCUACCGACAAGAAGCGUUACGAGGAGGAGAAGGCCGCCUACCAGGCUGGCGCUGAGGACGACGACGAGUCCGACUAAGCAUUUGAUCAAAUUCAUUUGCAAGUCCUCGUUUAUCUCCACAGGCGCGACGUUCAAUGCUAGGUCGGGCUGAACCAGUUCAUCUUGGAUGCAUCCCGGUGGUGGUCAUGGUGCAAUGGUCCUAAGAUGCGAAGCGGAAUUAUUCUCUUUGCGUUUAUAUGCUUUCUUAUCAUCUCUUUAUCGGCUAGGUUCAGAAAGGUCAAUUACAUGAUGUGAAUAGGCGGCUAUACCCCACGAACUGCUCUGCAUGUUGCAGUGCGGCAAUGGGUCAAGUCAUCUAUCAGUCACUGAUGCUUCAGGCGUCCGUCGCGCUGCAGACGUGAAGGCAUCACGAUCUCAUGACUUGUGUACACUAGUUUUAACAACGGUAUGAAAGA
This is a messenger RNA of Aaosphaeria arxii CBS 175.79, 761 nucleotides long. RefSeq lists its product as uncharacterized. NCBI's taxonomy places the organism in Eukaryota, Fungi, Ascomycota, Dothideomycetes, Pleosporales. The record is from RefSeq and is a predicted model, not a curated record. The transcript has 5 exons. The coding region runs from base 67 to 384 and encodes 105 amino acids.